AACGUAGUGAUUAAAGUGAAUCAUAGAUACAUGUUCGCCGCAGUUUUACUGCGUAAAUUCGUGAGAACCUGAAGGAUGGGGAGACUGUGGGUGAUUCUGUUGGUCUCGAUAGUCGCGCUUAGCCAACUGCCGGCAGAAGGUAAAAUAUUGGCGCAAUGCGACGUCGUGAGAGAGAUGAUGCGUGCUAAAGUCAGCAGGAGUUUCAUCAGCAAUUGGAUCUGCCUGAUGCAGAGCGAGAGCGGAUUAGACACGAGCAAGGUGACCGGGCCGAAGGGAGCUUCCAGCUACUCCUUCGGUAUUCUCCAGAUCAACAGCGCCACGUGGUGCACCAGAGGACGUGCAGGUGGAUUAUGCAAUAAACGCUGCGAGGAUUUCAUAAAUGACGACAUUCAGGACGAUAUAGCAUGUGCCCUGAAGAUUUACAAUCGAGAAGGAUUCAAGGCUUGGGACGGGUGGGUGAAGAAGUGCAAGAACAAGCCGCUGCCGAACAUCGGGAACUGCAGGCGGAGGAGGAUGGCGGCGCAGGUGGAAACGUUGUGAUCUUGCCGGUGUGAAACUCGACUUGGCUUCAUGAGAGUGGAUUCGAUAGAAAGUCAAUGCAAAUAAUUAGUGUAGUAAUUCAUACAUACAAAAACAUGUAUAAUUAGUGUAGUAAUUCAUACAUAUAAAAUAUUCGCGUCCUU
Molecule: messenger RNA, 683 nt
Organism: Harpegnathos saltator (Jerdon's jumping ant)
Lineage: Eukaryota; Metazoa; Arthropoda; Insecta; Hymenoptera; Formicidae
Product: lysozyme c-1
Exons: 1
Coding region: 76-540 (154 amino acids)
Molecular function (GO): lysozyme activity
Source: RefSeq, a predicted model, not a curated record